This is a messenger RNA of Rhincodon typus (whale shark), 1784 nucleotides long. RefSeq names its product tubulin beta chain-like. The transcript is spliced from 4 exons. Gene Ontology annotation, cellular component: microtubule; cytoplasm. Gene Ontology annotation, biological process: mitotic cell cycle; microtubule cytoskeleton organization. The coding region runs from base 270 to 1388 and encodes 372 amino acids. Gene Ontology annotation, molecular function: GTPase activity; GTP binding; structural constituent of cytoskeleton. The record is from RefSeq and is a predicted model, not a curated record. Lineage: Eukaryota; Metazoa; Chordata; Chondrichthyes; Orectolobiformes; Rhincodontidae.
GUUGUUCCGUCAACCUAUCCGUGACAAAUGGUACUGUAAUAACAAAGAUCUGUGUUAAGGGAAAGCAGAGUUCACGAUUCGGGUACACUGGCCGUUCUUCAGAACCGAUUUUCUGGGAAGUCAUCAGUGAUGAACAUGGCAUUGACCCUACGGGAACCUACCGUGGAGAGAGUGAUUUGCAACUGGAGAGAAUCAAUGUCUACUACAAUGAAGCCACAGGUGGUAAGUUUGUGCCUCGUGCUGUCCUUGUAGACCUGGAACCUAGUACCAUGGAUUCUGUUCGUUCUGGACCCUUUGGACACCUUUUCAGACCAGAUAAUUUUAUGUUUGGACGUAGCAGUGCCUCUAACAACUGGGCCAAGGGUCAUUACACUGAAGGAGCUGAAUUGGCUGACUCUGUCAUGGAUGUAGUGAGGAAGGAGGCUGAGGGAUGUGAUUGCCUCCAGGGAUUCCAGCUUACCCAUUCACUGGGUGGUGGUACUGGUGCUGGCAUGGGUGUCCUUAUCCUCAACAAGAUCCGUGAAGAAUACCCCGACAGAAUGAUGCUCUCUUUCAGUGUUAUUCCUUCACCCAAAGUAUCGGACACUGUGGUAGAGCCGUAUAAUGCAACUCUAUCAAUUCACCACCUUAUAGAGAAUACAGAUGAGACCUUCUGUAUUGAUAAUGAGGCUCUGCAUGACAUCUGUUUCCGAACUCUCAAACUCACAACUCCCACUUAUGGUGACAUGAACCACCUUGUGUCAGCUACCAUGAGUGGUGUAACAACCUGUCUACGUUUCCCCGGUCAGCUCAAUGCUGACCUGCGUAAACUAGCAGUGAACAUGGUCCCCUUCCCCCGCCUACAUUUUUUUGUGCCAGGGUUCACUCCUCUGACUAGCCGUGGUACCCAGCCAUAUCGUGCCCUCACAGUACCUGAGCUUACCAAGCAAAUGUUUGAUGCCAAGAACAUGAUGGCAGCCUGUGACCCUCGACAUGGCCGCUAUCUGACUGUUGCUGCUAUUUUCCGAGGCCGCAUGUCCAUGAAAGAGGUGGAUGAACAGAUGUUAAACGUCCAGAACAAAAACAGCCCUUAUUUCGUGGAAUGGAUCCCCAACAAUGUCAAGACUGCUGUCUGUGACAUCCCACCAAGAGGCCUUAGAAUGGCAGCCACCUUCAUUGGCAACACAACAGCCAUCCAGGAGCUGUUCAAGCGCAUUGGUGAGCAGUUUUCUGCAAUGUUCCGGAGGAAAGCCUUCUUACAUUGGUAUACUGGUGAGGGCAUGGAUGAGACGGAGUUCACAGAGGCUGAAGCUGACAUGCUGGAUCUGAUAGCUGAAUACCAGUACUAUCAGGAAGUUCCAGUGAAUGAGGGGGCUCGGUAUUAUGUUGAUGAUGAUGAAGAGUCCUGAACACCAUCAUUUUGAGCUCCAGAUUCUUUACAGGCCUCUCCAAAUAGGUCCUCCCUCUCCUGCACUGUUCACAUGAUCUCAUCUCGAUAGUAAUGGAGCAAUUAAAAUCGCCUGACUGUACUCAAAGUAUUGACUUGUUGAAGAGUUGAAACAAUGUGUGCAGUUGAAGUAUAUUAACCGUACAACCAGAAGCCCUGUGAUCUGUCUUAGUCAGCUAUCCCACAGCACUUCCUAUAAUACAACUCCAGAAUCCUUGAAACCAAGUAAUGCAAUGGCAAAGGUUACUUUAUAUCACGGUGCAGAAUUCUCAUACGAACUAGAAGCAGGGCAGGCUGCUCUACCCCUCAGGCCUGGUCCACCAUUCAAUAAGAUCACAGCUGAUCUGAUUACUCCUGC